Messenger RNA from Saxophila tyrrhenica, 1431 nucleotides. RefSeq lists its product as uncharacterized. Gene Ontology annotation, biological process: positive regulation of transcription by RNA polymerase II; DNA-templated transcription. The transcript is spliced from 4 exons. Gene Ontology annotation, molecular function: sequence-specific DNA binding; zinc ion binding. The record is from RefSeq and is a predicted model, not a curated record. The coding region runs from base 1 to 1431 and encodes 476 amino acids. Gene Ontology annotation, cellular component: nucleus. Lineage: Eukaryota; Fungi; Ascomycota; Dothideomycetes; Mycosphaerellales; Extremaceae.
AUGCCGACCUACCGCUUCCUGCAUCAACCUACGGUGGUGGAAUGGCUGGCAAGCUAUCACUCCACCACGGAUGGUACGAACGCGGAUUAUUCGCUGUCGUCAGCUCAACAAGCUAUCGUACUGAUGGUCCUUGCUACUGCGAUCUUUUUUCAAGCGGACGACAAGGCUGGAGUAAGCGAGCCGUAUCUCCGGGCGGCAGAGAUGAAACUCGCACAAGAGACCGGUAAGGUCCGCCUCGAAUCCGUGCAGGCACGUCUCGCUAUCUGCAUAUAUCUGUUGCAUACCUCUCGACCCAACCAGGCGUGGUACACGUUCGGAACUACCGCCCAGCUCAUCCAGGCUCUGGGUAUGCAUCGGGCACGAGCUUCUUCUGGCCAUCAGCUGGACACCAUCAUUACUGAGUGCCGCAAGCGAACGUUCUGGGCAGCAUCCACUCUGGACGCCUAUCUCAGCUGCUUACUUGGACGUCCGCCUCUCAUCAAUAUCGAUGACGUUGAUCAACAAUUCCCCGCGGCCGCGGAUGAUGACUUGAUCACGGCUGGAGGAGUAGAAGCCAACAGCCUGCACCGAGACCCUGUAAUCCAGGGGUCGAUAUAUCAUGCCAAAAUCACCUGCAUCGUGAAGAAAGCGCUUCGAGAGCAGUAUAGCGUCACAAAGCAUCCCGAUGCCCACAAAGCCAAGGUCGCGGCGCGGCUCAACGGCGAGUUGAAAGAAUGGAAGGCAUCCCUGCCGGUCAUCCUCAGUGGUGUCGUUCACCCGUCCAGCCUCAUCCAGGUCUUCCAGCGCCAGAUUGCUGUCUUGGAGAUGGCCGAUUCUCUCGCGUUGAUCAUGGUCAAUAGACCGUUGCUCCUCGUCGAUGCUUCAGUCGAGAAUAGGUCGAGCGUCCGAGUCUGCUUGUCAGCUGCGAGCACCAUCUUGAACACCGCCCCCGGCUUCGUCGCGAAUAGGCCUACUCUACCAGCCUUCUGGUUCACCCAAUUCGUCACAUUCAACGCCCUUUCUAUCAUCUACGUCUGGCUCAUCCAACGAUGGCGCGGUCGCCUACCGAGCCUAGAAACGCCACUUACCGACAAUGAGCUCUACGAUAAAGCAGAAACCAUGCAAAAGCAUCUGGCCGACGCGUCACAAGCAAACGCCCCAAACCUCCGCUACAGCAUCCUUCUCGAAGAACUACAGCAGGAAGCUGGUCGGCUGAUAGGAAAGCAUACUGAUGCUCGACAAGCUAGUGAUUCGACACACGCGCCCAAAGAAGGCUAUCCAGACGCUGCCGCGGUCUCUACGCUCGAGGACUCCGUUUUCAACCACCAGACAGACACUACCAGUUUGGUUUCACUGAGCGGCGAUGACUGCUUCGAGAGUGACAUCUUCUUGCAGCUAGACUCGUUCCCGUUCCCCGACUUCGAUCUCGAAGCACUCGGAGAGAUAGUGUAA